AUGGCUUCCUUGCUUUUUGCCAUCUUCUUCCGCGCUGCUAUAUGUGCUUCGGAACCCCAACCCCGCGAAGUCAUCUGGUCAAAGCGAUCGUACGGACCAGAUGGGCCAUGGCAGACCGUUCAAGUCGGCUUCGGAAGCCCUGGGCAAAACAUUGACGUUUACCCAGCUGGCUCUUGGGAAUCGUUGUUUUUCGCCCCCGAGAUAUGCAACGAACCAGAGUCUGGAUCAUUUUGCUUUGCUACAGAGGCGGGUAUCUAUGAUCUCCUCAGAUCAGAUACUUAUUACAAAGCGACACAAGCCGGCCCUGUCACCGAUAAAACCUUCUACGGCACCCAGACACUUCACGGCGAUGCACAAUUCACCUUUGACACCUUGACUCUUCCUGGGACGGAUAUCAUACAUGAUUAUCUGCUCCCUAGCCACUCAACCAUACUGGUGUCCAAAGGCUUCCGCAUUCUCCCAAAUGGCACAAGAUAUUCGGCGUCUGUAGGUAACCUGGCCCUUGGUGGCCCUCAAGCAAACAUGUCAUUCGGCCUCGACCCGAAUGGGGUUCUCGCAAACGGAACCCUUCUCACCAACUACAUGGCCAACACGAAUGUCAUUCCCUCGAGUUCCUACGGCCUGCAUAUCGGUUCGGCGAGCUUGAAGAUACCCGGUUCUCUCUAUCUUGGCGGUUAUGAUCAAUUGCGCGUCGUGGGACCCGUGUCUGGCCAAAGCUACGGGCAGCAUAACCUACCAAUAGAUCUUCUCGACAUUAGUAUUGGUGUCGCAGUUGGUCGGUCGCCUUUCAACUUUACUGUACUGUGUGGGCUGCUUGCCAAAGGCAAUUCCUCGAUUGAGCGCGGCCUGAUGGUUGAGGUUGAUGCCAAAGAGCCAUAUCUUUACCUGCCCAAGAGCACCUGCGCAGCGAUCGCUCAGAAUCUGCCUGUCACCUACUCACCAGACUUUGGACUGUAUAUUUGGAACACCAAUGAUCCGCAAUACGAACGCAUCGUCCGGUCUCCGGCCUAUCUAGGAUUCACCUUUCGCGCAAACAAUUCUGUGACGCGCAACUUCACCAUUAAUGUCCCCUUUCACUUGCUGAACCUUAAUCUCAGCAAACCGCUCAGCGACCGGCCGACCCCAUACUUUCCUUGCAGUCUGCCAAACCUAGACACGUUUCGACUGGGCAGGGCAUUCAUGCAAGCGGCCUUUGUUUCAGUGAACUGGAUGGACAAUUUUCAGGGGCUGUGGUUUCUGGCCCAGGCUCCAGGUCCCAACCUAGCGCCAGCUCCUAGGGUUGUCACGAUUGGCGCUGCGGCAGAAAUAUUGACACCGUCUGAAAAUGAAUGGGCACAAAGUUGGGAGGGCACCUGGAGUCCCAUUGAGGAAGACGGACAGCGUCUCCAAACAUCUACUCCCGUGCCGACCGCGACUUCGACCCCAGGCGUAACGAAAUCGCAGAGUACUUCAUCAGGCUUGAUAGCAGGGGUAACUGUUGGGGUCGUGGUCUUCCUGGCAGGGCUAGGAGCCGGUUUACUUUUGUGGUGUAGGAAGAAAGAGACUCAUGUCGAUGUCAGACGUGAUGACAUCACCGGGGGUAAUGACCUCCCGGAAGUUGAUGAAAGGCAUCAUGUAAACCCCCAGAGGAUGGGUCUGCUUGAGUAUAUGCACAAAAACCAGAUGCAACUGCCUAGCGAUUGCACUCCGGAACAAGCAGGUUCUGAGCUCCAGGGCUCGAAUGUGAUACAGCAAUGUAGCUACCAGCCGGGAGAUGGGAUUGGAAGGCAGCCUAUACGUUCCUUUGUCGAGUUGGAUGGAGGAGGUGUUCAGCCUCGACCUUGA
Thyridium curvatum is the source of this 1824-nucleotide messenger RNA. RefSeq lists its product as uncharacterized. NCBI's taxonomy places the organism in Eukaryota, Fungi, Ascomycota, Sordariomycetes, Thyridiales, Thyridiaceae. The transcript has a single exon. The record is from RefSeq and is a predicted model, not a curated record. The coding region runs from base 1 to 1824 and encodes 607 amino acids.